Molecule: messenger RNA, 2744 nt
Organism: Mizuhopecten yessoensis (Yesso scallop)
Lineage: Eukaryota; Metazoa; Mollusca; Bivalvia; Pectinida; Pectinidae
Exons: 3
Coding region: 75-653 (192 amino acids)
Biological process (GO): regulation of cell cycle
Cellular component (GO): nucleus
Molecular function (GO): cyclin-dependent protein serine/threonine kinase inhibitor activity
Source: RefSeq, a predicted model, not a curated record
UUGUCUGGACUUGAAACAGAACGGUGUGUAACUCUCAGUGUGAUCAGACGUAUUAACUUGGAGCUCUAUUUUCAAUGAUAGCUUCAAAGAUGCUCGCCGUGGUACAGCUCAAGGAAAAUAUCAACAUUACAAACAACAAAACCAUGGAUGUAUCGAGAGUAAGGCGGUGUUUAUUCGGAAAACCCGAAAAGGACAGCCUUAAGGCUGAGGUGUCAAAUUUGUAUGCCAGAGAUUGUGCGGAGGCUAAAUCUCGUUGGAACUAUGACAUAGUGAAUGAUGUUCCAGAGGAUGGACCGUUGGUUUGGGAACCAGCAUCAGAUUGUCCGGAAUUCUACAAAAGAGGAUAUACAUCAAAAUUCCGACGAGUGUUACCACGUUUACCGUGUGCCCGCUUCCCCUGUAGGGGCUACAGUGAUGAUAGUGACGAUGAAUGUAUACAAGGACUAUCCACACAUAGUGCUACUAGCGACGAGGACAGUGUUUUAUCUAGUCAGGAAAAGUGCAAUAACUCCGAGGAUUGUAAAAAUAAUUCUACACCAAACCCAGAGAAACUUAAACAAACGCACAUGGAUGCAUUUCUGAGGAAACGAAAAAGAGCUGUUACCCAAUCUGCAUCAAGCACCACAUCAAGCAAAACAAGAAGGCUGGAAUAAAGAGAAACCUUUAGCAUAUACAGAUUUUGCAAACAGAAGUGCUUUGUUGCUGGAGAUAUGUUCCAGCCAGUCAGUCAAGGAGAGGACAGAGGCGGUAUGGAGGGCAGCCAGACAAUAAUGGACAGAAGAUUAUUUAUUGUCCGUCUGGACACAGGACAAAGUCUUCCAUUACCCAGAAAAAGCACUGGACACAUUGUGACCAAACUUGCCAAUAGUGAAUUUGGACCCAGUGUAAAUUCAAGGACCACCAGAAGUAUUGACUCCUAGCGCGGCAGGAUCCGUGCGCAUGAUUUCACCAAUAUUCUUGGCCAAAAUUUGAACUUUCAUACGUCUUGCCGUAGUGGUUUUGAAAAAUAAAAUGACCCCGCCAUAUGAAACAAAAAGUAAUUCAUAAUUUUGCUUUUCAUUCAUGAAAAUAUGAUUAUUGCAUUAUUUCUUGUUAUGUUAGAAAAUUCAAUAUUUUUCAUCCUUGAUUUGUCUACCCUGUACCUUGUUCUCUGCGUGCCCAGUAGAUGUCGCCACCGGAGACCCUAUAUAUAUGAAGAUGGAUUAUGUCAAAACAAAACAAAAAUUGAUGUUACUAAAUAUGGUGUAAAUGUUUUAAAUAUUGAUAGUUGGAUAGCCGAACUAUUACUAACUAAUUUUUAUCCACGAGUGAAAACUACAAAACAUACCAUCGGAUGGUAUACAUUUUUUCUCAAUAAACUUUAAAUCAUUCCAAAAACUACCCCAUCUGGUAUUUACAACUGAAAAAACCGGGCACAGAUGCCAAAGGCGAAAAAUAUGUAUACAUCUUUGGGAGAAAUAUUUUUUAUUUAUAUCUUUGUGGAGCGAAAAAUGUUUUUUAUCUUGUGUUAUUGUGUGUCCCAUAAUACACUGCCCUCAUUUUCCAAGUUUGUGACGAAAAGUUUAAACCCUUGUGCAAUUCUAUAUAUUGUGUAACUGCAGCUGCUGGCUAACCUCGACCAGGUUUAGCCGGCAAUGCUGUGGCCGAUCUCAUUUGCAUAUUAUCAUUUUAUUUAUUGUUUGCCUUAAAUUAUGUUCUAACUUAAAAUUAAGUAAAAUGUAUAUAAUAUAUGUAUUACAUGAAAUAUUUGUGAAAGCAAAUAAGAAGACCUAUAUUUAUGACGUUCAGUCUGACUUGUGUUGUCAGAAUAAAAUUAUUUAAUUAAAAUGUAAAUAUUUUACACAUUAAAAAAACAAUACAAACAAAUGUUGGCUGAACUUGAAAAACAGUUGGUAUGAAAUGUGGAAACGGUUACUAUUUCUAGACAUUUUGAUUUUAAACGCAAUAAAAAGUAAUAAAUUUUUAAUUUAUUUAUAACAAAUAAUUUCUUGCCUUCAUCCUCUCUCUUGUUUUCCUUUUUUGUGCAUUUUCAAAAUUUUUGAGAUUUUUCUUUUCAAUUUUUUACAUCCUUUUGCUGUUGUUGGACAAUUUUCCAGGAAAUCAAACGGAUAUCCUUUAGUUUAUUAUAAAUCGGUGGUAAGUGACUUAUAUGUUAUUCUGCUUAAUCAUGGAAUGUUUUCAAAAAACUAUUUUCAACUUAAGUACCCAGACUUCCAUGUCAUUUACCAUCUUUACUGAUCCAGAUGAAUCCCGAUUUUAAAACGAUCUCAUUUUUAUGUUGAGUCACAAUCAUCUUUGGUGAAAACCAAACCUGGAAUUAAUUUUGAUUAAUUUGUCAUUAUUGAAGUUUUAGUUGUGUAGUUUCAGAAUCAGGAAUGUGUUCAAAUUGGAAAGGUUUAGUCAGGAUAUGAAAGAUGAGAAUGAUGCUCGACUGAGUUGAGUAAGCAAGUUUACAAGAUUUGUUCUGCAUGUUUGAAUGAAAUGGUGAAUGUGUACCGGAAUGUAUGUGUUUUUGUAUGGAGAACAAGAGGAAUGUAAAUGAAAGUGUGUAAAUCAACUUUUAGAAGUUAAAACAGUGCAAAGACUCAAAACGCUCAUCAACUUGUUUCCAUUUAUCAUGGUUCAUCAAGUGCAACUUUGUUGUGUUGUCAAAAAACUAUUUCUUGUUGACACUGAAAUAGAAAAAAAUAAUGUAAAACAAAAAGAAGAAAGAAAAACCCAAUAAAAUUGAAGGUUUACACUGA